This is a messenger RNA of Anastrepha obliqua, 2860 nucleotides long. RefSeq names its product IWS1-like protein. Gene Ontology annotation, cellular component: nucleus. Gene Ontology annotation, biological process: poly(A)+ mRNA export from nucleus. Bases 152 to 2572 code for a protein of 806 amino acids. The record is from RefSeq and is a predicted model, not a curated record. The transcript has 6 exons. Lineage: Eukaryota; Metazoa; Arthropoda; Insecta; Diptera; Tephritidae.
AUUAUUAUUUUAUAUAGUUGUUUGUGUCAGAAAGCGUCAAUUUUCUCGUCUGGACUUGGCAGAAAGUAUCUAUAAUUCAUUGGAAUCGCAUUAAUAUUUUAGGCUUAAACCGUUUUAUUCGGUGUGGCCAUUGUAGAAAGUAUUUAAGAACAUGGAAACUUCAGGAAACGAAACGUCUGACGGAGCCAGCGAGGCCGUAACUAAUGUGACUAGCUCAUUGGAAUCUUCCGCAGUAGCUCCGAACAAAUCACCACUGGUAGAAACCGAUAAAAAUCUCGUGACUCAUGAAAGUAAGCGAGAAGACUCUUCUGUAAAGAUACCAGAAGAAGAAAAACAAGAGCGAAGUAAUGGUGAUCCCGUAAGCCCCAGUGCGAUUGUAGAAAAAAUUGGUGAAAAGGUAGGGUCGCCCCCAUCAAAGUCGCGUUCACAAAGUCCACAGGCACCAGAAUCACCAAAAGAAGUUAAUACUGUUGAGAAUGUCAAUAUUAAUAGUAAUGCAAAUAAUAAAUCAAAAAGCCGUAGUCGUAGUGCUAGUCCAUGUGAAAAGCUUGCAAUUGGUGAUGUAAGUAAAGAAAGCAAUAGAAGUAGUCGUAGUCGCAGUCGGAGUUUAAGUGCGGGAACAAAAAAUGGCGUAGGAAAAGAUGCAACCAAAAAAAUAAGAAAUGGGUCCGUCGAGCGUUCCAGAUCACGCAGUAGGUCAGUUCGUUCACAUAGUGGUUCACGGCGUUCUCGUAGCGGAUCCCAUCGUUCGCGUAGUGGUUCCGUUCACUCUAAUAAUGGUUCCCGACGUUCUCGAAGCGGAUCAAGGCGGUCUAGAAGUAGAUCAAAACAUUCACGAAGUGGUUCCCGUCGUAGUGGAUCUGUACGUUCACGAAGUGGAUCUAGACGGUCUCGCAGCGGUUCAAAUCGUUCACGCAGUGGAUCCAGACGUUCACGAAGUGGUUCAAGACGUUCGCGCAGCGGUUCAAGACGUACCCGCAGUGGUUCAAGACGAUCGCGCAGCGGUUCAAGGCGCUCGGGAAGCAGUUCUGCACGCUCUCGUAGCGGUUCUAUACGUUCACGUAGUGGAUCUAGCCGGUCGCGCAGUGGUUCAAGACGUUCGCGAAGUCGUUCAAAGCGAUCUCGCAGUGGAUCAAUGCGUUCACAUAGUGGAUCCAGACAUUCACGUAGUGGAUCAAGACGUUCACGUAGUGGAUCAAGACGUUCACGUAGUGGAUCAAGACGUUCACGUAGUGGAUCCAGGCGUUCCCGUAGUGGUUCGCGCCGCUCUCGUAGUGGAUCAGCUAGAUCUAGAAGUCGUUCAGGCAGUCGAAUUAGCCGAAGUCGCAGUCGCAGCCACUCGAAGUCAAGGUCUAGAUCACGCUCUGGAUCUGUUGCCCGCUCAAAGUCGAGAUCUGGUAGUCGUUCAAGGUCUGCCUCGCGAUCCCGUUCUAGAAGUAGUGGUUCUCGAUCACCUACAGUGAAAAAAGGAAGAAAGAGAAAUAUCUUAAGUGACUCGGAAGAUGAGGGCCCGUCGACAACAAAUAAGAGGGCUAAAAUAACGGACACAGACAACGAGGAUGAAGAAGAAAAAGACAAAGUUGCAAAAGAGGGGAAUGAAGAAGAUCUUGAGCCGAAAAAAACAGUGGACAGUUCAGAUGAUGAAAAUAUUCCUAUUGACGAUAUGAGAGAGAAUGAUAAUUUUGUAUCGGAUUUUGAUGCUAUGUUACUACGUAAGAAGGAAGAAAAGCGCGUACGCCGCCGAAAACGUGAUAUCAGCUUAAUAAAUGACAAUGAUGACCUAAUCGAUCAGUUGAUAGUUGGAAUGAAAAACGCAGCCGAUGAAGACCGACAAUUGAAUAUGGAAGGCAGCCCUGCAACAAAAAAAAUAUCAAUGCUGAAGAUGGUCAUGUCACAACUUAUUAAGAAAGAUUUGCAACUAGCCUUCUUGGAGCAUAACAUCUUGAACGUGCUUACAGACUGGUUGGCACCACUACCAAACAGAAGUUUACCUUGUGUGCAAAUACGCGAUAACAUUUUAAGGCUACUAGCAGAUUUCCCCACUAUUGACAAAAGUUACUUAAAACAGUCGGGAAUUGGAAAGGCGGUUAUGUAUUUAUAUAAACAUCCACAAGAAACUAAACCAAAUCGGGAUCGAGCUGGGCGUUUAAUAUCGGAGUGGGCUCGUCCAAUUUUUAAUUUGAGCUGCGAUUUUAAGGCGAUGUCAAAGGAAGAACGACAAGAGCGAGAUUUAGCACAAAUGCCACGACGCCAGAAGUCACCCGAACCGCAGCCAACAACAUCCUCAAACAAAAAGAGGGGCUUGAAUUCAGCUUUUACUAAAUCGAACGACGAGAAACCACUAAGGCCUGGUGAUCCAGGUUGGGUUGCGCGUGCACGAGUGCCUCUGCCGUCGAACAAAGAUUAUGUUGUACGUCCAAAAUCAACUGUUGAAGGAGAAAUUUCAUCGUCGACGAAACGAAAGCCUAAUCGCUUCGAAAAGCAUAUGAAGAAGUUUUUGGACGCAAAACGUUUGAAAUCGUCAAGACGUGCUGUUGAGAUUUCCAUUGAAGGUCGAAAAAUGGCUCUUUAGGCGCACUAUCUCUUCAUAAUAAAAUAGGUUUUAUUAAAGUGAUAGAAAAUCGGCAACAAAGAGAACAAUAUGUUGUAUGCCCUUGUAUAUUUAAUUGUACUUGUUCCCUUUCGUCUUAUCCGCAAUCCAAACCAAUAAAUUAAUUACAGACUGUCGAAUCCACCUAAAGAAAUGGCUGCAGAUAUUUGUUAAAAAUCAAAUAAGCAGUUUUUGUGGAAAUGUAUCUUAAUAGAAAUGUAUGAAUUGCGGUUCAAGUAAUUUGAAUAAAUAAAUCUAAAUUAUCUAAAU